GCUGCUUUUGAAAUAUCUUCUGCCCGGCUUUCAGCGGCCGGCACAUCCUUUGACCCCGCCCUGAUACAAUUCAGCACACGUCGUGCCGAAGGUGUGCCAAGACGGUCGGGCAGGGAGGUGGUCCAACCGGGGCCCGCCAACGCCUCUUUCCCAGGGUCGCAUUUUCUUGUGCCCGGCUCAGAAACUGCCCUAAAAGAAAUGGGCACACACACACACACGCACACACGCACAAGCAGAUGUCAGCACGACCUAGUGGCUAACAUCCUUUUAGGUAUGCACAGGCACUGUCCGGAGUCUAUGCGCACACAUACAUGCAUAUGGAUACACUUACACCCAAUGACACUAUACUUGGGCGCAUAUACGUUUCUUAGGCCAGGGUUUAUGGCCCUUUGGCCCAGUAUGAAUAUAUCCGGCUCAAAACAGAUGCCGGUUAUCUGGCCUUUUUGGAAAUACAGAUUGCAUCCUAGCUUCAGCGCCCUCGACUUCCUCUUUCUCCUCUCUCCGGCACACCAACAUUUCAUCCACGUCUCCGGACAACAUGUCCACUGA
Molecule: messenger RNA, 549 nt
Organism: Protopolystoma xenopodis
Lineage: Eukaryota; Metazoa; Platyhelminthes; Monogenea; Polystomatidea; Polystomatidae
Source: the annotation of a GenBank genome assembly